GAAGCAACGCCCACACCUCCACCUCCACCACACGCCACGCUACCUGGCCCAGCUCCGCCUCCACCAUCCGCCCGAGCAGGCUCACGCACUUCUCGUUUCCCGGCCGGCCGUCCAUGGAGAUCAUCGACGCAGAGCUGCGGCUCGGCCCGCCCGGCAGCGGCGGCGGAGACGGGGGGUUCGGCGCGUCGUCGGCGGCGCAGAAGAAGCGGCCGUCGUCGACCGUGGCUGCGGCGGCCAGCGAGGCCUCCGGGACCGACGACCACGACGCCGCACCGGCUUCCAAGGUUCAGGUUGUUGGGUGGCCGCCGGUGGGCGCGUACCGGAAGAGCACGUUCCAGUCGGCGGCGGCGAAGGAGAGCAAAGGCGCCGGCGAGGCGGGGAGCAAGAGGUCCGCCGGAGGAGGAGGGGGGCUGUACGUGAAGGUGAGCAUGGACGGGGCGCCGUACCUUCGGAAGGUGGACCUGAGGACGUACGGCGGGUACCGGGAGCUGCGCGCGGCGCUGGACGCGCUCUUCGGCUGCUUCUCCUCCUGCUCCUCCCCGGACAACGCCCCCUUCGCCAUGGCCUACGAGGACAAGGACGGCGACCUCAUGCUCGCCGGCGACGUCCCCUGGGACAUGUUCAUCUCGUCCUGCAAGAGGCUGAGGAUAAUGAAAAGCUCGGAAGCACGAUGAUGGCGACGAAAAGGACACGAUCGUGCACACAUACAUAAAUGAAGCGAUCCGGAGACGAUGGAAACUUGCCGUACGUGGCUCAUGAUCAGAGACGGACACACAGACGCAUGCAUGAUCGGGCCGGCCAUGGGUGAACGGCGACGGAGGCCGUGACCCGUGAGCUAGCCGGUUCACGCACGCGCGCUCUGUGAAGUGUACUGAUCUGCAUCCACCCGCUCGGUACGAACGCGAGGCUGGGUCCAGGGACUCACAGGCGCGCGAGCUCCGGCGGCCAGUCCGGCCGGAUCGGCGCGCAGGUAGCAUGCAGUAGCGGUAGCAGACUAGCAGUACUGUUUUGUCGGAGUAGUAGGUAGUAGAGUACAUGCACGUACUGAUGUUGUACAGCCAGAGGUUCAGGCAGCCAUGUAAGAAAGGACCGGGACUUGGGUGUCCGUGUAGUAGAUAAGUUCUCUGCUUAGUUUUACAAGUUUCCCUUUUGUAUUA
Messenger RNA from Hordeum vulgare subsp. vulgare (domesticated barley), 1157 nucleotides. Its product is annotated as auxin-responsive protein IAA14-like. Gene Ontology annotation, biological process: regulation of DNA-templated transcription. The transcript is spliced from 3 exons. NCBI's taxonomy places the organism in Eukaryota, Viridiplantae, Streptophyta, Magnoliopsida, Poales, Poaceae. Gene Ontology annotation, molecular function: protein binding. The record is from RefSeq and is a predicted model, not a curated record. Gene Ontology annotation, cellular component: nucleus. The coding region runs from base 114 to 674 and encodes 186 amino acids.